Molecule: messenger RNA, 2815 nt
Organism: Trifolium pratense (red clover)
Lineage: Eukaryota; Viridiplantae; Streptophyta; Magnoliopsida; Fabales; Fabaceae
Product: polygalacturonate 4-alpha-galacturonosyltransferase-like
Exons: 11
Coding region: 413-2431 (672 amino acids)
Molecular function (GO): polygalacturonate 4-alpha-galacturonosyltransferase activity
Source: RefSeq, a predicted model, not a curated record
AAUGAAGUAAGUCAUAAAAAGUCCAAUAACUUUACCACCGACGACGAACGACGUCGUUUCCACCAUCAGCGCCGUUAUCUAAUUACGAAAUCCCAACUCUGUAGAUUAGAUUAUUCAUAACUAAUCCCUCUCAUGAUUAAUCACCGAGAAAAUAACAAGGAAAACGAUAGAAACUGCAAGAAAAUUAAAAAACACUCACAAAGAGACAAACUCACUAAUUUUCUAUUCUUUCAUUUUCUUUCUUUCUUUCUCUCUCACUCUCACAUUGUGAUUGAUUUUGGUUUUUUGGAACUUCGAAUUCACUGUGCUGAUGGUGAUUUUCUACUCUUGUUUUUGUAACUUAAACCCUAACAACUUCAAACACUAAUCAGUUUCAAAGAGUUCGAUCUCUCUCUCUCUGUUUUUGUUAGCAAUGGCGCCAAAGCGAGGGAUUCAGUUUGUCAAGAACGGAAGCAAAGGAAUUCAUUUUCCUGUUUUGAGAUUCCUUCUCUUCUGUGUUCUUGUUCCCACUGUUUUCUUCUUUGGUCGUGGUUUUCAUGUUGCUGAUCAAGAUGAUAUUUCAGCUGUUCCAAAUACACAGCCGAUUGCCAAAUGGAGAGAAUGGCAUGCAUUGCAAGACCUCAAAUCAAUUUUUUCGAAAGAGGUCUUUGAUGUUAUUGUAUCCAGCACAGAUGAUAUGGGGCCUUUGAGUCUUGACAAUUUUAGAAAAAAUUUGUCUGCGUCAUGGAGAGUUGUUGGAUUAGAGACUUCAAAUGUUGCCGUUGAGGUAAAGCAACCAACAACACAUGUUAGACAAGAAAAACCAAAGGUGAAGGAAGGAAAAUCUUCAGAGGGUCUCGCUAAGUGGACUGAUAGCCCUGCACGACAAGUCCGAAGGCAAUUAAUAGAAAAAAGGCGGGAAAAGCGUGCCGCCGAGUUGCUAAAGAUGGACAAUGAAGUAAUCGUAAAACUUGAAAAUGCAGCUAUUGACCGCUCAAGAUCUGUUGAGUCAGCUGUACUGGGUAAAUACAACAUUUGGAGGAAAGAAGUUGAGAAUGAAAAUGCUGAUUCUUCUGUUCGAUUUAUGCGGGACCAGAUCAUUAUGGCUAGGGUAUAUGCGAGUAUUGCAGAGAUGAAGGACAUGCUUGAACUGUACCAAGAGUUGCAAUUUCGGCUCAAAGAGAGUCAACAUGCUUUAGGUGAUGCAAUUACUGAUUCAGAUCUUCAUCACAGUACACGUGAACAAAUAAAGGCCAUGGGCCAAGUUCUGUCAAAAGCACGAGGGCAAUUGUAUGACUGCAAGUUGGUCCCUGUAAAACUGAGAGCAAUGCUACAAACAGCUGAUGAGCAAGUUAGGAGCUUGAAGAAACAAAGCACAUUUCUCAGUCAGUUGGCUGCCAAGACCAUACCAAAUGGAAUUCAUUGCUUAUCUAUGCGUCUCACAAUAGAUUACUACCUCCUUCCUCCUGAAAAGAGGAAGUUCCCUAGGAGUGAGAACUUGGAAAAUCCCAGUCUUUAUCAUUAUGCACUAUUUUCAGACAAUGUGUUGGCUGCAUCUGUUGUUGUGAACUCAGCUGUUAUAAAUGCAAAGGAUCCUUCAAAGCAUGUUUUCCACCUUGUUACUGAUAAACUCAAUUUUGGAGCCAUGAACAUGUGGUUUCUUUUGAACCCUCCUGGAAAAGCUACAAUCCAUGUUGAAAAUGUGGAUGAUUUUAAGUGGUUGAACUCAUCUUACUGCCCUGUAUUACGGCAGCUUGAAUCUUCAAAAAUGAAAGAUUAUUAUUUCAAGGCAGGCCAUCCAACCCUUACUUCUGGUGCUUCCAAUAUGAAAUAUAGGAACCCAAAAUAUCUCUCAAUGCUCAACCAUUUGAGAUUCUAUCUUCCUGAAGUUUAUCCUAAAUUAGAUAAAAUCCUUUUUCUCGAUGACGACAUCGUUGUUCAGAAGGAUUUGACUGGAUUAUGGGAAGUUGAUCUUCAGGGCAAAGUCAACGGUGCAGUCGAAACAUGUGGUGAGAGCUUUCACCGAUUUGACAAAUAUCUUAACUUUUCAAAUCCACAUAUUGCACGAAAUUUUGAUCCAAAUGCUUGUGGUUGGGCAUAUGGGAUGAACGUAUUUGAUCUCAAGGAGUGGAAAAAGAAGGAUAUCACUGGCAUAUAUCACAAGUGGCAAAAUAUGAAUGAAGACAGAGUGCUGUGGAAGCUGGGUACAUUACCUCCAGGGCUAAUGACAUUCUAUGGGCUGACACAUCCGCUAAAUAAAUCGUGGCAUGUCCUUGGUUUGGGUUAUAGUCCAACUGUAGAUCGAUCAGUGAUAGAAAAUGCGGCAGUUGUACACUACAAUGGUAAUAUGAAGCCGUGGCUAGAGAUUGCCAUGUCAAAGUAUCGGCCUUACUGGACUAAAUAUGUCAAAUACAAUCAUCCCUAUCUUAAGAACUGUAAGUUACUUGAAUAGUCAAGAAUUCCUGAUAAUCUAGUUAUAAGAGAAUAGCUCUCUCUCUCUUUUCUCCAAUCUCCCCCGUUUUCCUUCAUCUUUCUGGCAUCGCUAUUUCAACUACAUUGUCUUGCUAGAAUGAUGAUCAUUGUUGUGGAACCUAGAAGGGAUAGGGUCAAUGCUUGUUCGGUGUUUACCUCCAACAUCAUUCCUUUCCACAUUGAUUUUAGUGUUUAAAGUUUAAUUCAUUUAAUUUGUUGUAUACACCAUUCUCACCCAUUCGAAACAAGGUACAGAAGUGGUUACCUUUGUUUACCAUAAUAACUCCUCAUUGUACAAUAUUCUGUUCUGAUGCUCAGACAGGACUUGAAGUUGAAUAUCAUAUUUCUAUAUUCUUUGAGAUAA